UAAUGUUGCGGUGCGAAUACCCAUGAUAGCUUGCUACGUAGGAUAGCUAAGUGUAUAUAUAACUUUUUGUACUUUGUAUUGGUCUUGUCUGUUCCAUGAGCGCAAAAAUGAGAACUUUACAAACAGCCAGGGACAAGGGUGAACUAAAAACCGAAGGCUUUACAGUUAAGUCGACCAUGAAGAACUCUGUGGUCAUGGGCCCACCAGUGGCGGGGGCUUUCCGGGAGAGACCAGCCAAGCCCACGGCCUUCCGCAAGUUCUAUGAGCGCGGAGACUUCCCCAUCGCUCUGGAACAUGACACCAAGGGCAACCGAAUCGCCUGGAAGGUAGAGAUUGAGAAACUGGACUACCACCACUACCUGCCUCUGUUUUUCGACGGGCUCCGCGAGACGGUGCACCCCUACGAGUUCUUCUCCCGGCAGGGCGUCAACGACAUGCUGGAGCACGGAGGCCCCAAGAUCCUGCCCGUCAUCCCCCAGCUCAUCAUCCCCAUCAAGAAUGCCCUGAACACCCGGAACAGGCAGGUCAUUUGCACCACCCUGAAGGUCCUGCAGCACCUAGUGGUUUCGGGGGACAUGGUGGGAGAGGCACUGGUGCCCUACUACAGGCAGAUCCUGCCCAUCCUCAACAUCUUCAAGAACAUGAACAUUAACUCUGGAGACGGGAUCGACUACAGCCAACAGAAGCGGGUGAACAUCGGGGACCUGAUCCAGGAGACCCUGGAAGUGUUUGAGCGCUAUGGGGGUGAAGACGCAUUCAUCAACAUCAAAUACAUGGUCCCCACUUACGAGUCCUGCCUGCUGAACUGAGAGAUCUCUACAACCAGCACCCCCACCCCGGCACCGUCCAUUUCACCUCUUGACCCGUCCGAACAACCAUUGUAAAUUAUUAAAGUCAUAACCACACAUCAUUAUUUCAUUUUUCUAUUUUCUGAAUGUA
Messenger RNA from Megalops cyprinoides (Indo-Pacific tarpon), 939 nucleotides. RefSeq names its product PARK2 co-regulated (gene pacrg). Gene Ontology annotation, cellular component: vesicle; cytosol; neuron projection. The transcript has 5 exons. Gene Ontology annotation, molecular function: Hsp70 protein binding; Hsp90 protein binding. NCBI's taxonomy places the organism in Eukaryota, Metazoa, Chordata, Actinopteri, Elopiformes, Megalopidae. Bases 96 to 809 code for a protein of 237 amino acids. The record is from RefSeq and is a predicted model, not a curated record.